AUGGCAUCUAUGAACGAAGAUAACAAUGUUAACGAAGAAGAUGCUCGUGUAAAGGAGAAAGACCCAUUGAUUCAAACUUAUAACAAAACCAACGACGGCAGUGGUGAUUACAUUGAUUUGGUGACGCCCCACCGUGAUUCUAUACCGGAGACCACCGUUCCGGCUCCUCCACCACAACCACCACCUUUGUUGUAUUGGGUUAAAAUAGGGGUGCUUGUCCUGUGCUUUAGCGUUUUAGGUCUUGUUGUUUUCAAUUGGGUUGGACCAUUCUUCAUUCAAAAGGUGUUUAUUCCAUUAAUAAAUUGGCAGGAAGAGACAUUCACCACUAAGCAAUUAGCUCUUAUAGUGUUUGCUUCAAUAUCAAUAUUUCCUACCAUACUUUUACCAUCUUCGCCUUCUAUGUGGUUUGCUGGAGUGAUAUUUGGUUAUCUUUAUGGUUUCUUGAUAGUAAUGUCUGCAGCAGUUAUUGGAGUAUCACUUCCUUUUUUAAUUGGCUCAAUGUUCCAUCAUAAGAUUGAAGGUUGGUUAAACAAAUAUCCAAAGAAAGCUACUGUUUUAAGAUCUGCUGGUGGAGGAAAUUGGUUUCAUCAGUUUAGAGCAGUUGCUCUAAUAAGGAUUUCUCCAUUUCCUUACAUACUUUAUAACUAUUGCUCUGUGGCAACAAAUGUUCAAUAUGGUCCUUAUUUGUGUGGAUCUUUGGCAGGAAUGACACCAGAAGUAAUUGCUUCAAUUUACACGGGAAUUUUGAUACGAGCAUUGGCGGAUGUAUCACACAAAACAAUUUUUCUAUCUGCUCCACAGAUUGCCUUCAAUGUUGUUGGCUUCUGCAUAGCUAUAGGUACAACAGUAUUUUUCACACUCUAUGCUAAAAGACAGCUCGAUCUGUUGCGGAGAGAAGAUGAACUGCUAUUGAAAAAACAUCAUUAUGGCUCAUUAUAUAUUAACUGA
Molecule: messenger RNA, 948 nt
Organism: Vicia faba (fava bean)
Lineage: Eukaryota; Viridiplantae; Streptophyta; Magnoliopsida; Fabales; Fabaceae
Source: the annotation of a GenBank genome assembly